AAGAACCAGAGUAAACUCGUAUAAAUGGAUCAGAUCGCUACGGAGACCUCAAUACCAGCGGCAAGACUUGCCGAGAUAAGGCUGUUCUCGGCGGGUACCGUGAGCCCCCCCCGGUGCUGGUUUACUGCCGGCCCCGCUAGCAACACCUCACAUCUCCUAAAUCGUCGGAGCAGACGCUUAAUUCGGCUGAAUCUUGACAAACCGACCACAGAUUUGGUGCUUAAACAACUAACUUAAUCGGCGGUUCGAUCCCUGGCUCCGCUAGUAGGCCUACGGUGAUUUGUCGUAACCCCAAAUUGCUCCCGUAGGCUGUUCCUGUAUGAAUGAUUAGAUAGUCCUGAUGGGCAGGUGGCACCUUGCAUAGCACCCCACACAAGUACAGUCUAUUUAUCAUUUCAAAGUUUAUUUUUUAAUUCAGGAAAAGGAGUAUUUUUACCACGAUGUUUACUCAAGUAAAGGAUUUUAAUCCUUUUCCCACCACUGGCCAGGCAGUACUGACUUUAUAAGAGGAGUGUCUGUGGGGGGUGGGGCCACACUGCAAAACAAAACAACCUGUGUAGCAGGUUGACCCAGUAGGCCAUUGACAGAUCAUUUCCUUGUUCCCAAACAUGAUGACAUUUCUUACCAAACCAACCAUAUCACUUUAUGUUAGAAGAGCAGUGAGGACAAGACAACUGCACCGUUUCCUCCUGACUUCCUCGUCUAAAACGUUCCUUGUAAAAGGAAGUCCAAGUCCAAGGUCACUCUGAAUGGACUUCAUUCAAACCAUCUCAGUUAUUGUCUGUCAACCUGAGAUAGUAACCAAAGCUUCCUGCUGUCAGUGCGUCAGCAUAAAGAUGACUCACCUGUACUUCACCUCUGUGGUGCUUUACUCAGAUAACACAUGAAGUCAUAAAGUUUCUGCAAUAGACUCCCUGGGUCAGAUAAUGAGAGUUGGUAAGAUAUUCUUUAUGUCCACUGUCCUUACGGUCAUGCAGUGGGGGGGGGUUAUCAUGCAUGCCAACGCUGCCAGACAUUUUGGGCAUUUACAAAAUAACGUCAGUUGGCUACAUUUUCCUUUGAUUUACAAUUUAGCUGCCGUGAUUUGGUCAUUAGUUUAUUUGUACUGUUAAAAAUGUAAACAAGUUUGACCACUGUGCAGCAGAGGUUAGAAUGCUUAGAUGUUAACAGUUGUGUAAAUAAUUGCCAUACUUUCCCAAACAAAGCGUCUGCUGUAAGAAACUCAUUCCAGGUCUAACCUGUGUAAUCCAGACCUGUGUGAUUCAUGUAUGGAUGUUGUCAUGAGGUGAAUUCCAGAGCUCGGGUGCCUCUGUGGAAUCCGGGCAGGUGGAUGAAGGACUUCCUUGUAGCAGCAGGGUGGAGACUCUGAAGGAGGCCUGUUUAAGUCUCUCUCACUUCCCCGUUGGCAGAGUGUGAAGGCAGCAGGACAGCUGCUACAAACACUGAACACUGACUGGACUCUCAUUUAGGAGCAACAGAAUGCUGUACACUGAGUUUCUGCAGCUGUGGCAUGAGGCGGUGCAGGCGGUGGAUGCCAAGGACUGGCAAGGAGCUCUGUGCAAACUGGAGCAGAUCAGUGAACCAACAUCUCGCACUCUGUUCAACGCUGCCUCCGCUCACCUGGUCCUGGGACAGCUGGACCUGGCCCUGAAGGCUUUAGACCUCACCAUUGCCAAGGACGAACGUCUUGCUGUUGGCUUCUUUCAGAGAGCAGCAGUGAUGAUGCAGAUCAACAGGUUGGAGGAGGCUCUGUCAGAUUGUAUCUGGGCACAAAAGCACAUGAGAGGAAACACGGUCAUUGACUACAAACAGCUGGGACUGAGAUUCAAACUUUACAGCUGGCAGGUGUUGUAUAAUGCAGCAGCUGUGUACUGUCGGAUGGGCCAGUGGGAGCAGGCCAGGGAGGUGCUGCUGUCAGCUUCCCAGGAGAGAGGAGGAGGUCGAGGGGGAAACCUAGAGGUGGCUUUGGACAGCGUCCAGAAGGAGGUGGUGCUGGCUCCUCUCCUGGUGCCGGAGGAUGUGGUGUUCCGUCCCAGGAAACAGGACGUGGAGCAGCUGCAGCAAAGAGACUUCCUGGGCAAAGCAAAGGUGAUCUCCUCUGUGAUUCCCAAUGAUGACUUUGGAGGCUUUGAACCUCUGAGGCUGCAGAAACCUGGUUUCUAUGAGCCCAAGGUGGAUGGAGCUCAGGAUUCUCGAUACAUGCGCAUGAGGAUCCCUUACAUGGCUCGGGGCCCGGGAGAGCUGACUGUGCCUGGAGGGGCCAUGGUGUUUAUAUUCGGCGAGGAGGGCAGGGAUGGGAUGGCAACUGUCAUAUAUGAUGGACAGAGAGGACUUCUGCCGAUGUCCCUGCUGGAUCCUGCAGAUGUCAAGAUGUGCAAAGGCAAAAAGGAGAAAAGAGUUCCUAGUGGGAUCCCUCUCCCACCUGGACUCAAGCCACCCACUCGCCCACAGGCCCAGCCCUGCCCUGCAGCGCCUCCUCGAGUGCGUUUUACCUCAGACACUCCACCUCCAUCCUACACCACUGUCACCCACACACCGCCGCUCGCCUCAGAGCCUCCCCGUUACACAGCCAACGCAGCCACCGAGCAGUAUGUGGGCGUGGCUCAGGGAACAGAGGCCAGCUCUUUGGUGGUGAAGGUCCACUACACGUACACCAUGGCGCUGUCGGUCCCUGUGGACACUCCCUUCCAUGAAGUGAAGGAACGUAUCGCACAGAAAUUGGGCCAGCCAUCAUCUCAGCUGCGCCUCAGACAUAAGCAGCAUGGCUCCCGGGUGCUGAUACCUCUCGGUGAGAAGUUGGAGCCAGGCCACACUGUGCAAGAGGUGGCCGAGGCUGGCAGAGCCACCCUGUGGUGCCAGACUGAAGAUCCACUGGAGAACCGCACCAUCCUCUACCAGAUGGUGGCGCUGUAUGACUACACAGCUCAGGGACCAGAGGACCUGGAGUUCAGCGAAGGAGACACCAUCGACAUCCUGGGGGAAGUUAAUGAGGAGUGGCUGGAGGGACACAGUGCCGGACGCAUCGGCAUCUUCCCCAGCUGCUUUGCCUACAACGAGAACGCCACCAUCACCCAGAGCCCCGUGUUGUAAGAGCAGAGAUGUUACUGUGAUCUCUAAUAAACCUUAACCGGCUCACACACGUACAGAAAGCAAACAAGUGGACUUAGUGCCUACUUUCCCAUGUGGUAUCACUCAUACUAAAGAUAAUAAAGUCUACUUUACUUCUUUUCUACAUCUUUUGGUAUCACUGUAAUAUUAAACUGAUGUUUAUACCAACCAUAGUGAAGUGUAUGAUAUGUUCACAUGUGGUUUCAGCAUUAUGCUCCUGUAAUAUUCCUACAGGGUUAUAUGAUCCUGUGUUAAUGGGUGUUAUGUUGUGCAAUGGGGACUAGUGUUGUCUUCAUGAAGAUGCAGACAAUGUUUGUACAUUUUAAUCCCUUAGUUAUGCUCUAAGCACUGACAUAAAUACACUGGUGGAGAAAGGAUUUUAAUAUUCCAUAUCCAAAGCGCUUAUCCUCUUCAGGGUCGCGGGCGCUGGAGCUGAUCCCAGCUGACAUUGGGCGAAGGCGGGUCCACCCUGCACAGGUUGUUCAGGCAGUGGCAGUUCAUCGAAUGUCGUUAAAGCCCCGAAAACUUUCGUUUUGAAAUCAAUUUC
Molecule: messenger RNA, 3655 nt
Organism: Anarrhichthys ocellatus (wolf-eel)
Lineage: Eukaryota; Metazoa; Chordata; Actinopteri; Perciformes; Anarhichadidae
Product: NADPH oxidase activator 1-like
Exons: 16
Coding region: 1480-3090 (536 amino acids)
Biological process (GO): superoxide anion generation
Molecular function (GO): protein binding; superoxide-generating NADPH oxidase activator activity
Source: RefSeq, a predicted model, not a curated record